AUCGCAACGUUAAAGAAAAGCAGCAACACGCAGCACAUCCGUGUUUCCUUCUUCCACUUUUGGUUCCCUCUUUCGACCGCCAGAGGCCCGCGUUCACUCGGUCACAUGACUGGAGGAGCUCGAGCACACUGCAGCGGAAACCCGAGUGCCAGUGAUGUCAUGCCGCUAGCUGUCUGCUGACCACGGAUGGCUGUUUGUGCCAGGCUCUGCGGUGUGGGUCAGUCGCGGAGGUGCCGCAGGCGACCGCGACACAAUCAACAGGACCGGCGCAGCGAUUCUGACAUGGACGACGACGAGGAAGAGGAGCGGAUCGUGGGCGAGAAGCGAGGCGCCGCCGGCUGCUUGGACCGGGAGAGCGGCGUCAACACCGCAGGGCCGAGCCCGGCUCACCGCAGCGCGCUCGACGGGGCGGAACACUCGCACCCGCAGGCUUUGUCGGAACUACCGCCGGAGCUUUUAGUGGAGAUCUUCUCCAUACUUCCCGGAACUGCGCUACCCAACGUCGCCCUCGUCUGCAAGAAAUUUAGACAAAUUCUCAACACAGAAACCAUUUGGAGACGGCGGUGCGUUAAAGAGUUCCACGUGAAGGAGGAUCUGAGAAAGAUGGAAGUGGGUGGAGUUUCUAGCCGUGACCUUUAUGUGAAACGUUUGAACCCACGAGUGAAGUUUGGGCAGUUCGUGAAACUCCUUCCGGACUACGAACAUAUGGACUAUAAAGAUGUGUACACACACUUACUUCAUCCAUACAGGCACAUUUUGGGAUUGUGGCAGCCUGACAUAGGCCCUUAUGGGGGGUUACUUAAUGUAGUGGUGGAUGGGCUGUUCAUCAUCGGCUGGAUGUAUUUGCCACCGCACGACCCUCGUGUGGAGGAUCCUAUGAGAAGACGGCCUCUCUUUCGUGUCCACAUGUGGGAGAGCAAAAAGGCCACUGUGGAGUGUAUGUAUGGACACAAGGGUCCGCACAAAGGAGACAUCCAAACUGUCAAGAAAGAUGAAUUUUCUACAAAAUGUAACCAGACAGAUCACCAUCACAUGCCAGGAGGCAGACAGGAAGAGUUCAGGAGAUGGCUGGAGGAAGAAUGGGGCCGGACCCUCGAAGAAAUCUUCCACGAGCAUAUGCAGGAACUCAUCCUGAUGAAGUUCAUUUACACCAGCCAAUAUGAUAACUGCCUGACCUACCGCCGAAUCUACAUGCCUCCUGCAGCACCCACUGACUUAAUUCAUCCAGGCCUCUUUAAAGGCACCUAUGGCAGUCACGGUUUGGAGAUUGUCAUGCUCAGCUUUCACAGGACCUCUGCAAGGGCCACCAAACUCACUGGAGACCCCAACGUUCCUGCCGGGCAACUGACUUUGGAUAUUGAUUUGAGUCAGCCCCUCGUCCUCCCGGACUUGGAACAUCAGCGCAAUAUAGAGGAGCUGUCACGCCUCGUAUUGGGGGUACAUGAACAAGUACAGAGGCAAGUGAGGGAAGGCACCCCUGCAACAGUGAGAGCCCCUCCAGAGGCUGCUCGUGAUGACGCUGCCGGAGGAGACUCAGUGGAGGCCGAUCAUGGUGACAUUUCUGAUGACGGCCAGCCAGGUCCAACUGCAGGCCCCGGUCCUUCUGAGAGCCAACCCUUCAUCCUGCCUUUGGGAGUCAUGGCUCGCAAUGAAGUGUACCCACGUACUUGUAGAAAAUGCUUCUACGGGACAGGCCUGAUCGCCGGGCAUGGCUUCACAAGUCCAGAACGCACCCCAGGGCUAUUUGUGCUGUUUGAUCAAGAUCGUUUUGGCUUCAUCUGGCUGGAGUUGAAGUCUUUCAGUCUCUACAGUCGCCUGACGGACCACCUAGCCCAUGCACACGCCCCAAACUUGGAGAGAUUCGAGGCCAUGCUGCGCAACAUGCAGUCUUGGACAUCAUGAGAAGCAAUGCUUUAAGUCGCUUCCGGCAAUACAAUACAUCAUCGUCAUGUUAAUAAUUAUAAUAAUACCAAUAAACAUAAUAAUAUACAUCACAGCACGAUACUUCACCUCCCAUUCCCACAGUGGUACAUAGUAGAUCAUGACAUGACCUUUCCUAGCCUCUAUUUUAUUUAGUUUUACUGUCUGAUAAGUUUUACCACUCUGACCGUUCUUGAGUCAAGUCACUCGAGCGCAGCAUGAUAACGGGUCACAAGGUUAUUUAUUUAUAUAGUUCCUCCAGGAGAAACCGAUACUAUAUUGCAUACCACUUAUUACGGAUCAAACUUUAUGUGCCUCUGAUUCUAAAACCAUGUCUAUACUUUGUAGUAUUUUAGAAAAUAAUGCUGUGAUAUGGAUUUCCAUUCAGUGCUCAUUAUUUUCAACAACACGCUGCAUUUCAUUUGCAUUUGACUUUGCAGUAAAUUAUUUUUUUAAAAAAGUAAUGACUUUGGCUUUAGUUUGUAAAUCCCAUGAGUUAAAAUAGACAGCUUCUCAGGUAUUUUUUUGUCACAAAAUUGUGAAUAACAGGACACCACUCAUGUCUGUUUUUAAAAUAAUGUAUACAUUAAGAAACGCUUAAAAGAUAGCCCAGCAGGAAAAUAAGGGGUCUCACAACUGAGUGACUGCGACAGUUGGCAAAGGAAUUAGCAUCAAAUACUGUAGCUCAGAAUACUUUUUUUUUUUGCUCUUUGAGCUUUAGAUAUGUUUUCAUUGAUGCUCUUUGGCUUCUAAACAUUAUUUCACCACACUUGGGUUGAUAUCAGUUGAAAACAUGUACAGUAAUAGAAAUGUAUAAGCUAUAAUACACUGGGUUCAUUCAUUGUAUGAUAUUGUUUGGUGAGAGAUACAACAUUGCCACAUCUUGUAUCUUAUCACAUUUAAUUUUUAAAUGUUUGCCUGACCUGUUAUCCCAUCCAUAACUUCCUCUAAUUUUCAGUUUUUUUUUUUUUCACACCACUUUCUCGCUGAACAUUGUAGAACCUCAACAGUAUGUCUUGUUAUGGCUUGAUGACAUUGCCCAGUAGCUUUCAAACUACAAGUGCACUUUUCUGGGCAGUAUAGUAACUCAAAUCUAUAGACUGGGCACAUUGAGCAGUGUACUUGUAAUGUACUGCACUGCAGCUAUACUAAUAUUUGUGUGGGGUG
This is a messenger RNA of Syngnathoides biaculeatus (alligator pipefish), 3087 nucleotides long. RefSeq names its product F-box protein 31 (gene fbxo31). Lineage: Eukaryota; Metazoa; Chordata; Actinopteri; Syngnathiformes; Syngnathidae. The record is from RefSeq and is a predicted model, not a curated record. The transcript has 10 exons. Bases 187 to 1902 code for a protein of 571 amino acids. Gene Ontology annotation, molecular function: protein binding.